AUGUUGCACAGAUUAAAAGUUGCUGAUCGUGAAGAUCUGAUUGGCGUAGAAGAUAAUGCAAGAAAAGGAUUUUUCUCAUCUAAACCAGUACUGAAAAACAGAUCUACUAUAUUUACACUUGGUAAUCGUGGCAGCGUUUUGACGACGGAGUUGGAGGAGUCUAUAAUUGUACCACAUGCUGCACAGAAAACUGAGAAGAAGUAUUCUUUCGAGAGCUUGUUCCGUAGCAUGCACUACGCUUUGUUAGACAACUGUUGUCGCGAGUACGUGUUUUUGGCAGACUUUUUCAUGGUUCAAGGCCAUCAAGCAAAGGAUCUCUUCACACAAGUACUGGGAAAAACACUGUCAUUAUUUCUGAAACAAAUGGACACGUACAUUGAAAGCUGCUAUGAUGCCAUCGGUUUGUUCCUAUGUAUUCAUAUUAUCCAUCGAUACAGGAUUUUAAUGCACAAGAGAAGUGUUCCAGCCCUGGACAAAUACUGGGACACUUUACUCGAGAUGUUUUGGCCUCGUUUUACAAAUAUUGUAGAGAUGAACAUAGACAGCGUACAAAGCACAGAUCCACAGAAACUAGGGACUAUUGACAUCCGGCCUCACUACAUCACAAGACGAUAUGCGGAGUUCUCUGCUGCCAUUGUGAGYCUCAAUGAAAGUUUUCCRGAAGAAAGGGUGAACAAGGUCUUAGCUUCACUACAAAAUGAAGUGGAAAACUUCAUCCUCAAGAUGGCUGCCGAAUUCCCACCUCGUAAAGACCAACUGAUAUUUCUGAUUAACAACUACGACAUGAUGUUAGCUGUCUUAAUGGAGCGAACAUCAGAAGACUCGAAAGAAGUUGAAGGGUUUCAACAGCUMCUCACKGCGCGAAUAGGAGAGUUUGUUGAGGAGGUUCUUUCUCCUGCUUUUGGUGGCAUGAUAGCUUUCGUGAAAGAAUCUGAGCCACUUCUUGAGAGAGGACAAGGGCAAGUUAUUCGACCAGAUGAACGAAGAAUCCAGCAACUGGUUCGCGGUUUUGCCGCCGACUGGAAAAAGUCAAUCGAGAAUAUCAACCAAGAAAUAAUGCGCUCUUUUUCAAAUUUCAAAAACGGCACAACAAUUUUACAGGCUGCUCUUACACAAUUAAUCCAGUAUUAUCAUCGUUUUCAAAAGAUCCUGUCCCAGCACCCSUACAAGCGACUACCAAUACGAAGCGAGCUCAUUAACAUUCAUCACGUGAUGGUCGAAGUCAAAAAACACAAAACAACAUUUUAAACCAAUUGAAACUUAAUGCUACUUCGACCCCACUUCAAAUCAACCUAACGAAUUAGUUACUUAAAUAUCAAGUCUCAUAUAAAAUCUACUAAACCGUUUACAAACUUCUACAAAUUAGCUAGAGUACAAACAUUAAAUGUAUGCAACACUUUCCACUAUUUAGAGUGUUUUUGAUAAACUCGUGAAACAAAGUGUAAUAAUUAGAGUGUAAUAGAUCGUAAUAGUCGCGUAGAGACAAUAAAA
This is a messenger RNA of Exaiptasia diaphana, 1491 nucleotides long. RefSeq names its product vacuolar protein sorting-associated protein 52 homolog. The transcript has 12 exons. Gene Ontology annotation, biological process: endocytic recycling; lysosomal transport; Golgi to vacuole transport. Gene Ontology annotation, molecular function: syntaxin binding. The coding region runs from base 1 to 1248 and encodes 415 amino acids. The record is from RefSeq and is a predicted model, not a curated record. Lineage: Eukaryota; Metazoa; Cnidaria; Anthozoa; Actiniaria; Aiptasiidae. Gene Ontology annotation, cellular component: GARP complex.